CUCUCUUCUUCUUCUUCUUCUUCUUCUUCCAUUGUCUCUUCAUCUCCAACUUUUUUCCAAUCUUCAUUAUUUUUUUAUUAUAAAAGCCUAAAACAAAACCUGAAGCUUUUCUCUCUCACCAUCCAUCUCUAAGGUGUGCUUCUUCCACAGCUACAAAAAGUUCUCACAUUUAAAAAUCGCCCUAGUUUUGUAGAAAGCCGUCGGUUUUCUCGUUCUGUGAAAUUUCCGAAAAGGAGAUCUGAAAGUUUCAAUUUUUUUUUUUUUUUUUGGAUCGGUUUUCUCGUCUUCCAUAGUCCGAUCGUUCUUCCUUUUGAAGGGUUAAUCCUAAAUCCUUCAUCGGGUUAGCUAAAGAAGGUAUACCGAAAGAACAAUCUUUUCUUACUCUUUGUAUGGAGUAAGAAUGCCAGAGUUAAGAAGUGGAGCACGUAGAUUGAGACAACCUAGCCCUCAGGUGAUUGAUCAGGCCGAAAACAUUGAACUCCCUCCUCAGCCUGUAACAAGGAGAAGAGGUGGUGGUAGAGGAAGGGGAAACGCUGCAGCAAAAGCCCCUGCACCUCCUAGACCAACUGGUGCUGCCGGUAGGGGUAGAGGCAUCAGGUUAAUAGAUUUAGAGGCUGAACCUAUUGAGGUUCGUCCAGCAGUAGGUGAACCUGUUUUUAAUCAAGUUGAAGGGGUAGCUGAUAAAGAUAUCGCUAUGGAAGGUGGUAGCGCAGAGAAGGUAGUUGGUGUGGAAGAAGAUUCCAGCACGGCUCCAGUCCCUGAAAGGGUACAAGUUGGAAAUUCUCCUGUUUAUAAGACUGAGAGGAAACUCGGUAAAGGAGGCUUUGGGCAAGUAUUUGUUGGUAGAAGGGUGAGUGGUGGAAGUGAUAGGAUUGGGGCAGAUGCAAUUGAGGUGGCUUUAAAAUUUGAGCACCGCAAUAGCAAAGGCUGCAACUUUGGCCCACCUUACGAGUGGCAAGUGUACAAUACGCUUAAUGGUUGCUAUGGAGUUCCUGCGGUACAUCAUAAGGGUCGUCAAGGAGAUUUUUACAUUCUUGUCAUGGACAUGCUUGGUCCGAGUCUCUGGGAUGUUUGGAAUUCUUCGGGGCAAUCGAUGUCUCCAAACAUGGUAGCCUGCAUUGCUGUUGAAUCCAUAUCUAUUCUUGAGAAACUUCAUAUGAAAGGGUUUGUCCACGGAGAUGUGAAGCCCGAAAACUUUUUACUCGGUCAACCGGGAACAGCAGACGAGAAAAAGCUCUACCUUAUUGAUCUUGGUCUUGAGUCAUUGGCUUAUACCUUAAUUUUUCUCUUGAAGGGAAGACUGCCAUGGCAAGGUUAUCAGGGUGACAAUAAGAGCUUUCUUGUAUGCAAGAAAAAGAUGUCAACUUCUCCUGAACUGAUGUGCUGUUUUAGUCCACCCCCGUUUAAGUUAUUCCUCGAGGCAGUUACUAAUAUGAAGUUUGACGAAGAGCCCAGCUAUGCAAAGCUUAUUACAAUUUUUGAUUCUCUUAUUGAACCAUGUGCUCUAUCUCGUCCAAUUAGAAUUGAUGGGGCUCUUAAGGUUGGCCAAAAACGAGGAAGAUUACUUCUUAAUUUGGAAGAGGAUGAACAGCCAAAGAAGAAAAUCAGAAUUGGCAGUCCUGCUUGUCAGUGGAUCUCCGUCUAUAAUGCUCGUCGUCCAAUGAAACAGAGAUAUCACUACAACGUUGCAGACACAAGGCUGCACCAACAUGUUCAGAAAGGUAACGAGGAUGGCCUUUUAAUUAGCUGUGUAGCAUCAGCAGCUAAUCUCUGGGCCCUCAUAAUGGAUGCUGGGACUGGAUUCACCUCUCAAGUUUAUGAAUUGUCAACGGUUUUCCUUCACAAGGACUGGAUUAUGGAACAGUGGGAAAAGAACUACUAUAUCAGUUCCAUAGCUGGUUCAGAUAACGGGAGCUCAUUAGUUAUCAUGUCAAAAGGUACUUCUUAUACUCAGCAAUCUUACAAAGUCAGCGACUCAUUUCCUUUCAAGUGGAUAAAUAAGAAAUGGAAAGAAGAUUUUCAUGUAACCUCCAUGACAACUGCUGGGAACCGUUGGGGUGUGGUAAUGUCGAGGAACUCGGGCUUCUCUGAUCAGGUCGUGGAGCUCGAUUUUUUGUACCCAAGUGAUGGGAUACAUAGGAGGUGGGAAAGUGGGUAUAGGAUAACAUCAAUGGCAGCAACUGCAGACCAAGCAGCUUUUAUAUUAAGUGUACCAAAACGUAAAAUGAUGGAUGAAACUCAAGAGACUCUUCGCACCACCGCCUUUCCAAGCACUCACGUUAAGGAGAAAUGGGCGAAAAAUCUGUACAUUGCGUCAAUAUGCUUUGGGAGGACAGUGUGCUGAGAGAGAUACUUAGCAUCAGUCAUAUGGUCUGUUGCAAAGAGGGGAAAAAAGAGACUUUUGGAACAUAAGGAUCAUAGUACACAAUCAAAAAAAGGUGAAAACAGACGCAACCUGUUUGUUGAAUGUAAUGAAAUGGAUGCGUCUUCGUAUGUAUGUAGAAGUAUGAAAAAAAGAUAGAAACGAAGGUAACAGAGAAAAUUGAAUUAGUAAUAGAAAGUUUUUUGAAGGCUUUAAAAAGCCUUCAAGUGUGCUUUUUUUCUC
Molecule: messenger RNA, 2605 nt
Organism: Camelina sativa (false flax)
Lineage: Eukaryota; Viridiplantae; Streptophyta; Magnoliopsida; Brassicales; Brassicaceae
Source: RefSeq, a predicted model, not a curated record